Messenger RNA from Mesoplodon densirostris (Blainville's beaked whale), 5401 nucleotides. RefSeq names its product tigger transposable element-derived protein 1-like. The transcript has a single exon. Bases 828 to 2459 code for a protein of 543 amino acids. The record is from RefSeq and is a predicted model, not a curated record. Lineage: Eukaryota; Metazoa; Chordata; Mammalia; Artiodactyla; Ziphiidae. Gene Ontology annotation, molecular function: DNA binding. Gene Ontology annotation, cellular component: nucleus.
CACCUGCUGGGCGGUCCGCCGCAUCGCCACAGCACGGCGAGCGGCACGGCCACCACCCUGCUACCGGCCGCCGCCACCAGCCACUGCGACAGCCCCCACCCCCGACCUCGCGCCCCUGGGGCGCGCGCACGCCCAGUGCAGCGGCGAAUAGGUCAUAGGGCGCCACACCCCCGGCCAACCUCCGGGUGCCUGACGCAUGCGCGGUGAGGCCAAGGCGACGACGCGGGGACCUCUCCUUAGGUGUCUACUCUACGGCCUGACUUGGAUCUCAACCUGCGCGCCGCCCUGGCCCGCGGUGACCGACGCGGACCAGGUGUUGAGGGGACAGCCAGCGCCUUUAGAUUUAUGUUAAAUCCGGCGUCUCCAAAGACAGGUAUUUCCGGGGUCCUCCAUGGGAAGCGGCUCACCAGAGCGAACGGCGACCCGCUAGGCCCAGCCCGAAGUGCUCCUGGUGGUCCCAGCGCUGCGCUGGGAAUCGGUUCCGGGAGGAAGCACAGCACUGGGGCUGCGUGUGCUGUGCAGCCUACUGCCGCUCACGGAGUUCUUUCUGCGUCACGGAAACCCACGCGUGCUGUCCAGGGAUGUGGACGCUCUGAUCGACGCCGGAGGCCCACGCUGGCCGCCCAGGAGCCCAGAAUGAAGCGGCCUGAUCCUGGGCAGUGUCGUGGGCCGGCCUGUGCCGACCCUUCCACGUCUCCAGGGACGGCAGCCUGUGCCUCCUCGAAGCCCCACUUUCUCUUCCCUAAGUUCUGCAAGAGGGCAUAGAAUAACCCCAGGCUUUCUCGCACCUGGGACUGCUGUUCUUUUAGUACAUUACGGAGGCAAAGAUGCCUGGGAAAAGGCCCCGAUAUGCGACGGCCAUCCCGAGUGCCAAAAGGGAACGGAAAGCAAUUACCCUCGACGUGAAAUUAGAAGUGUUAAGACGGUUUGAAGUGGGUGAAAAGCUCAGCCAGGUCGCAAAGGCCUUAGGCCUUGCUGUCUCUACAGUGGCGACAAUCCGAGAUAACAAAGAAAAAAUCAAAGCGAGUUCACAAAUAGCUACUCCGUUGAGAGCCUCCCGUUUGACUCGCCACCGAAGUGCAGUCAUGGAGACCAUGGAGCGGUUGUUGCGUGUGUGGCUUGAAGACCAGAGCCAGCGAAACGCGCCCCUGAGCGUCACCGUUAUUCAGGAGAAGGCUAAGAGUUUGUUCGAUGACUUACAGCGUGAACAAGGGGAAAGCUCUCAAACAGCAAAGUUCAGUGCAAGUAAAGGGUGGUUUGUGAGAUUCAAGGAACGCCACUGUUUGCCCCACUUCAAGACGAACAGCACGGCCCCUGGUAAGGAGGCUGUAUAUCCAGAAGUCCUGAAAAGCAUCAUCCAAGAAGGUGAGUACACCCCGCAGCAAGUUUUUAAUGUAGAUGAGACAGGGCUUUAUUGGAAAAGAAUGCCUGAAAGAACGUUUAUUUCGGUAGAAGAGAAAGCUGAGCCCGGGUUUAAAUCAUCCAAAGAUCGCUUGAUGCUGCUUCUUGGUGGCAAUGCAGCUGGGGACUUUAAGUUGAAGCCCUUAUUGGUGUACCACUCGGAAAACCCCAAGGCUCUGGAGGGGUACUCCAAACCCAAUUUGCCUGUGAUUUGGCGCUCCAAUAAAAGGGCCUGGGCGACCAGGAGCAUCUUUCAUGAGUGGUUCACAUACUUUUUUUGCCCUGCCGUUGAAAAAUACUGUGUCCAAAAUAAUCUCACCAACAAAGCACUGCUCAUCGUAGACAACGCGCCAUGCCACCCAGUAAAUUUGAGCGAUCUGUCUGAUAAUGUAAGAGUGGAAUAUCUUCAUGACAAUACAGCUGACUCGAUCCAGCCCAUGGGUCAAGGUGUGGCCUCUACCUUCAAAGCUCAUUACCUGAGAAGGACUUUUGAGCACAUCCUAGAAGCAACAGAUGGGGACGAUACAGCUGAGAUCAGGGAGUUUUGGAGAAAGUACAGCAUCAUGGAUGCUGUGGACAACAUUGCAGUAGCUUGGGAGGAGCUCAGGCCAGCAACAAUGAACAGCGUGUGGAAGAAUAUUUGGCCCGAGUGUGUUCAGUUCCAGAGUGUUUGCCAAACAGACAACAUUGCCCAGCUUCAGCAAAAUAUCGUGACCCUUGCCAAGAGUGUGGCGCUCGGAGAGGUGGGAGAAGCUGACGUGGAACAGCUGCUGCAGUCCCACGAGGAGGGUCUCUCAAAUGAGGAGCUGAUGCAGCUGGAGCAGGAACCGGCAAGAGAGGAGGAGGAGGGUGAAGAGGCUGCACCUGCCCUGCGCCAACUAACCACACGGGAGCUGUCAGCAGCCUUCUCACAUUUUGAGGCCGGCUUGCAGGUCCUUACCAGUAACAGCCCUGAUGAUGCGUGGAACCUGAAAGUUACGAGAGCAAUCAAUGAUGCAAUAAGCUGCUACAGGGACCUGUACAGUGAGAAGGAGUGGCGCUCAAAGCAGCUCUCCUAGGCGACUCAGGGUGCGUGACCAGACGCAACGGGGUGACCUCCUGGGUGAGGCCCAACCAAGCCUCUGCUUUCAGGUGUUUAACAUCCCUGGAAGCCCUGCUUCUGGUAUUUUCAUUUUGACACUUAAGAGCAUCCGUUAUGGCAUUAAAAUUUUACUUAAAUAUGUGCUUUAAGAAGAUUGAAUGAAAGAAAAUCCAGGAAAAGUUAUUUAAAACAAACUACGAGGAGACUAGCCCUGGUAGACAUUAAAACACACUAUAAAACCUCUGUGAUUGAAUCAGGGAGGUAUUCAGACCUGUAGGAUACAAUAGAAAGUCCAGAAAUAGAUACAAAUAGGCUUUUGGUUUUUUUUAAAUAGCCCAGGACAGCUGGUUAAAAUUUGGCAAAAGAUAGUUAAUUCAUAACUCACAGCAUACACAAGAAUAAACAAACAGAUGAGGGAUCUAAAUGGAAAAAAUGAAACAAGUACUACAAAACACGUGGAUGAAUGUCUUUGACGUGGGUGUUGGGGAAGAUUUUCUAGGACUCAAAAUCCAGAGGAGAUUUAAGAUUGAUCAGUUUAACCAUAUGAAAAGGUAACAAAACUUUUCUAUGAGGAUAAAACACUACAAACAAGGUCAAAGGCAAAUGACACACUGGAAGAAAAUUUCUCACAGAUAAUGGGCGAAUACCCCUGAUAAGUGAAGGACUGUUAAAGAUGGAGAAUACCAAAAAUCCAAUAGAAAAGUGGGCAAGAGAUAGAAUUCAUAAAUAAGUAAACUAGAUCCUGAAACAUAAGCUUGACCUCACUCAAGAGAAAUGCGAAAGCUACACAGAUACCAUUUCUCAUCAUUCAAUAAUCAGAAAGUGUGACUGCACACUCUCUUGGGGUGGCUGGCAUUACUCGCACCCUCAUUCAUUGCUGGUGAGCGUGUGCGGGUUUGCACGUCCCUUACCGAGGGGCACUGAACACUAGUAACAAAAUAGAUUUCUUCUGAUUGAGCAAUCCCACUUCUAGGAUUAUACCCUAAAGAUACACUGACAACAAAAGACAAUAUAUGUGCACAGAUUAUUUGUUGCAGCCUUGUUUGUAACUGCAAAAGCUGUGGAACAGCCUGAAGAGUCUCAAGUGAAACAGUCAUAUAAAAUGGCACUUCCACACGGUGGAAUGUAAGCCAGUUGUAAGUGAUGAUAGCUACCACAGUAGUAGAAUAAGGAAGAACUCAGCUGACGUGGUUUUCAGGAUAUAUUAUUAAUUGAAAGAAAGCAACACCCAAGAGUAGAGUGUGCUACCUUUUGUGGAAGAAAGAAGGGGAAAUAAAAUACACACGUACUUACUCUUGUACGAAAAGAAACCCAGGAAGGAGAAAUCGGAGACUAAAGAGAUUGGUUAUGGGGGUGGGGCGGAGAUGUAACUUUUGUACCUUUUGGGAAGUUCUGAUUGGGGAACCAUGGUAAUAUAUUGCACAAACAAAAGUAAACAAGGGUAGGGAAAUAAAACAGUGGAGUAUAUGAACGGAACUGUAUUGCGCAUGAAUUGCAUAUCCACAACAAGGGGGAGAAACACCGAAGUGAAUUUUAAACACCUUAUUUUGACUUAUGCCCUCAGACGAGAGACAAAAAAGAACCUAAACAAAUACUAAACGCUUGUUAGUAGCCUUGUUUUUCACCAGCAUAGGUGAGCAAUGCCAAAGGUGCUUUGUGUGUACUCUAGGAUUGAGUAAAUAAGUAUAUUAUGGAUAAUGGAGCCGGGUUUCUCACUGUCAAGGGAAUUGCAAAUAUGAAGAAGGGAAAGAAUGACUCUUGUGUUGUUUUGAAAUUGGAAGUAUCGGUGUAAACUCAUGGUUUUUAAUAUGUUUAUAGACCAAUAAGGAAAUGGACAUGGGGUACUAUUUCCUACCCCAGCCAUGAGUGUAACCAACGACCACAUCUUGUUUCCUGAGUGCCAUGCUCCACCAGAAGGUUCUGGGGCUCCUCAGAAACAUGACUGGUUCCAGGGCUGGGACUGGGGAAAUUACAGAAUAAGCCUGGAAUACCUUGCUAUACUGGAAAGGAAGCAAAUGCCUAAAGAAUGCCAGGAACGUGUCAAAAGGACACAGGAGACAGGGGGACCAAAGCAUCUCCAGGAGUAGGACAGAUGACACACUACAGACACAGCAUCACAUCUGUGAAAAUGCCACCAAAAGUGCAAAGCCCAAAUCCAAUCAGAAAAACCCACACUGAAGGAAAGUUUUCAGAAUAAUUAGCCUGUGCUUUUCUUUUUCUUUCUUUUUUUUUAAAAUUAAUUUAUUUGGCUGCAUUGGGUCUUUGUUGCUGCGAAUGGGCUUUCUCUAGUUGCGGCCAGCGGGGGCUCCUCUUCCUUGCGGUGCGCGGGCUUCUCAUUGCGGUGGCUUCUCUUGUUGCAGAGCAGGGGCUCUAGGCGCGCGGGCUUCAGUUGUUGUGCUGCCACAGUAGCAGCAGUUGUGGCUCGCAGACUCAGUACUUGUGGCUCGCGGGCUCUAGAGCACAGGCUCAGUAGUUGUGGCGCACGGGCUUCGUUGCUCCGUGGCAUGUGGGAGCUUCCCGGACCAGGGCUCAAACCCAUGUCCCCUGCAUUGGCAGGCAGAUUCUUAACCACUGAGCCACCAGGGACUUCCCUAGCCUGUGGUUUUCAAUGUCAGUGUCAUGAACCCUUCCAGAUUAAAGGCUAAAACGACAUGGCAACUGAAUGGCAAAAUCUGAAUACGGUUUGUUGUAGGUUUUAUGGUCCCAAAUCAAUGUCAACUUCCUGAUGUUAUGACCGCACUGCAGCCGUGUAAGGCAACGUCCUUGUUUGGGAGUAACACACGAGUUACUUAGAGGCAAAGGGGCAACUUAACUGCCAGAUGGUUCACAGGAGUGUGGAGAAAGGAUGAAGCAAACGGGGCAAGACGUUAACAUUGAUGGAACCCAGGAGGUGGGUACCUGGGAGUGUUUCUGCAACAC